Molecule: messenger RNA, 2553 nt
Organism: Oncorhynchus mykiss (rainbow trout)
Lineage: Eukaryota; Metazoa; Chordata; Actinopteri; Salmoniformes; Salmonidae
Source: RefSeq, a predicted model, not a curated record
UAUCAUUUGAUAACAGCGGGAGGAACUAAAAGUGAUUACAAUGGCUCAGUGGGUUGGAUCAUGGUGUUUGAAACACAGAGCUGUAUUUUUUAUUUUUAAAUUGUAUUUAUUUAACCUUUUAUUUAACUCGGCAAGUCAGUUAAGAGCUCAUUCUUAUUUACAAUGACGGCCUGUUUGUUCACCCUCACUUCCAAAUUGGAAAUAUAUGAGGAUACCGUACGUACAUGUGUUGAAUUAAAGCCAUUACCAUUGUCAUCAUUUGUAUGAUUACAUCACGACAUGUUCUGCUUCUAUCCAAGGCUCUGUUUGUCUAAUUUUACACUCUGUUACCAUUGACACAAUCAUAGAGAUCCCUUUACAUGCCAGUGCCCUGAGGCUCACGAAAGCUCUCAGUGACGUGAAUAAUGCACGUGGAAAUGUGUGGCUCUUUUUGUGUGGCGAGGCUAGUUUAGCCUGAGAUGACACUGACACACUGCCACCUGUAAUUGGUGUCACGGGGAGAGCUCCUCGAAUUGGGACCGCAUGAUGAUGCUCGUCUGGGCAUUGUAGAAAGAGAGGGGGGAAGAGAAGGAAAUCAAGAAGGGUUAAAGAAAAAUGUGCACAAGCUCAUUCCUCAGGGAUUAGGGGAUGAAAAGCGGGCUGGUAUGCGGCUGCUGCUGGGUCCGGCUUGGACACGAACAACGCACUGGCCAAGAAGGCCCGCUAACCUGCUUUACCUUCAAACAUUUCUCCUUGAGUCUACUGCCUCAAAACUUUAGGCCGUCAGCUGUGACCCACGACUACCUUUCACUAUGUUUCUGAAUGGGCCCAUGCCUCCUGGGUUUGUUGUCCAGAGACUGCAGAGAGCCAAGAUGCACGGCGGUCGGAAGAAAACCAGGGUGCUGUGUAUGAUGAUGAUACUCAAUGUCUUCGUCUUCAUCCUUGUGGGUGUGUCUCGGAACCUGGGCCAGGACAAGGGGGACCAGCGGAAGCCACGCAUUCCCUCCAAGAGGUUCUGGAGGAAGCAGAUGACCAGCGAGAUCUUCUGGAAUAAGGAGCAGCAGAGGCUGGACUACAUCUACAACCCCAUCCUCAUGUUGGGUUUGACCAAUGACUCUCUCUUGGAGCUACCUGAUUGGCUCAACGACACCAAGUCCCCGGACCCCUGCCAACCGGACUACAGCGUCACCACCCAGGUGAAGGACUACAACUCCCUGCCACCCCGCUUCCAGGACUUCCUGCAGCACAUGCGCUGCCGCUCGUAUCCGAUGAUCAUGGACCAGCCACGCGUAUGCGAGAGCAAACCCUACCUCCUGUUGGCCGUCAAGUCCCUGGCGCCCCACUUCGACCGGCGGCAAGCCAUCCGGGAGUCGUGGGGGCGGGUGGGCGUUCUGGCCAAUCGGACUGUAGCCACCGUCUUCCUCCUUGGAAAUGCCGUGGCAGUCGACCACUUCCCCAACUUGUCUGGGAUGCUCAGCCACGAGGCCAGACUUUAUGGGGACCUCCUCCAGUGGGACUACCGAGACUCCUUCUUCAACCUCACCCUCAAAGAGGUGCUCUUCCUGGACUGGUUCAGCCAGCGUUGCCCCGACGCCCGCUUUGUCUUCAAGGGGGAUGAUGACGUCUUCGUCAACACCUGGAGGAUCUUAGAUUUCCUCCACAAUCUCCCAGAGAUCAGGGCCAGGGAUCUGUUCAUAGGGGAUGUAAUCACCAACGCCGGCCCGCACCGGGACCGGAAGCUCAAGUACUUCAUCCCAGAGAGUGUGUUCGUGGGGCCAUACCCUCCUUAUGCCGGCGGAGGAGGGUUCCUGUACUCUGGGGAACUGGCACUGCAGUUGCACAACAUCUCCCAGCAGGUGGCGCUGUAUCCUAUUGAUGAUGUCUACACAGGGAUGUGUCUCCAGAAGCUGGGCUUGGUUCCGGAGAAGCACAAGGGCUUCAGGACGUUUGACAUUGAUGAGAAAUACAGGGGCAACCCGUGCGCGUAUAAGAGCUUAAUGCUCGUGCACAGCAGGACGCCGCAGGAGAUGAUCAAAAUCUGGGCCUGGCUCAGCGAUCCAGAAUUGGACUGUCAGUGAGACAUCUACAUGCAUCCCAUAUUACACCCUAUUCCCUACAUAGUGCACUAUUUUUGACCAGAGACCUAUGGGCCCUGGUCAAAAGUAGUGUACUAUAUAGGGAAUAGGGUGCCAUUUGGGAUGCAUCCAAUGGGUCUUUGAGGAUUUUUUUGAUGUGUUCCAAGUGCUUUCUUUGGUUUUUGUGGAAUUCGCAAAAUCCUCGAGGUUCGAUAGCAAUGCUGGGUUCACGUGCUAGUUGGAACUCUGAAUUUUCUGACUUGCUAAUUAGUUGUAGUUAUACACGUGCUGUGUUCAACCAGUUAGCAAGUUGAACAUUUUUGAGUUUCCUAGUUCCGACUAGCACGUCACAAGUCAAUGUGUUCCAGCUUCAAUAGAAUCAGCUGAUAUAUCUCUAGCAUUCCAAAGUAUUUUUUUACAUGAGCAACCAUUCAUGUAAACUCUUCAAGACUGUGUUUGGCAAAUGUUUUAUCAUUAAUAUAAAUGUACUUGUACUGUA